AUGGACAAGCACCUGAAGGAUCUCCCCCUGCGGCGGGACGAGAAGGACGACAUGUCUGACGACGACUUCGACUUCGACGAGGAGUACUUCGAGAGGACUUACAGACCGCUGUCGAACCUCCCGACUCCGCCCCCCUCGUCCAAAAACUCGUCCGCCUCCCAGAGCCCGGUCAUGGAAAUGCACGAAGGCGAGCUGCUGCACCCAGCUCUGAUAGGCGCCGCCAUCCACCUGGUCAACCUCCUCCCUCCUUCGGCCUCGCUGGCCACGCCGUCCGUCUCCCUCGUGCAGUCGAUGCUCGCCCGCGCCGACCUGCCCGAGCAUACGGUCGCCCUGGCCGUCUGCAUCCUGGACUCGCUCACUACCCGCUUCUCGCGCAACUGGAGGCUCUCGUGCCCUCUGGCCCCCGCCCCUGCCCCCGCCCCCGCCGCCGACGACUCGGCCGCGUGGCCGCUGCGGCGCUCGGGCAGCAAGCGACACACCCUCGCCGGGACUGGUAACAUGUCCCGCGACCGCUUCGUCCGGGGCCAGCAGCCGCUGCAGCUGCACAUCGACUCGGUCAACCCCGAGGUCAUGGUGCUCGCCGCCAUGAUGAUCGCCGGCAAGUUCACCGAGGACUCGCAGGAACCGACGCGGUGGUACGCCUCGGCCUGGGGCGGCGGCGUCUGGACGUACGAGCAGAUCAACGUCACGGAGCGCUGCAUCAUGGAGAGCCUGGGCUACCGCAUCAUGCCGCUUACCGCGCCCGACGUGCUGGAAGGCGCCCUGUCCGACAUGGCGCGGGCCGCGAAAUCGGCCUGCGGCGUGGGGAGCGGCGCCAGCACCAAGGCUCGGGGCCAACAAGCGCAAGCCCCCGGAUGGGUGGCUGCCUCCAACGGCUGCGACAGCGGCCUCAGGCGGGAGGAAGCACACUUCCGCUCUAAGAGCUGCGGGAAGCCGCCGCAAUCCCAGCUGGCCUCGCUCCAGCUCACACCAACGGACACCCCGUGA
This is a messenger RNA of Gaeumannomyces tritici R3-111a-1, 987 nucleotides long. RefSeq lists its product as hypothetical. Lineage: Eukaryota; Fungi; Ascomycota; Sordariomycetes; Magnaporthales; Magnaporthaceae. The record is from RefSeq and is a predicted model, not a curated record. The coding region runs from base 1 to 987 and encodes 328 amino acids. The transcript is spliced from 2 exons.